Messenger RNA from Cinclus cinclus, 2148 nucleotides. RefSeq names its product sterile alpha and TIR motif containing 1 (gene SARM1). The coding region runs from base 1 to 2148 and encodes 715 amino acids. Gene Ontology annotation, biological process: negative regulation of MyD88-independent toll-like receptor signaling pathway; signal transduction; response to axon injury. Lineage: Eukaryota; Metazoa; Chordata; Aves; Passeriformes; Cinclidae. Gene Ontology annotation, molecular function: NAD+ nucleosidase activity; protein binding; signaling adaptor activity. Gene Ontology annotation, cellular component: dendrite. The transcript has 9 exons. The record is from RefSeq and is a predicted model, not a curated record.
AUGCUCGCCCUGCUCCUGUCGCUGCACACCCUGGGCCGGUCCCUGGCCAUGGCGAGCGCGGAGCGGCUGGCCGUGCCCGAGUGUGUGAGCCGGGCGAGCGGCCGGGCGAGCGGGGGCAGCGCCCGGGAGCACGGCGGGGUCUCCCCCGGGGUGGGCACCGAGGUACGGGAGGCGCUGGAGCGGGUCCUGCCCGUUCUCCGCCGGGCCAUCGCCAACGCCACGAAGGCGACGAGCCCCGAGGAGCUGCGGGCGGCUCUGUCCGAGGUGUUCCGGCUGGUGGAGGAGGGCUGGGGGAUGCCCGCCGUGGGGAGGGACGUGGCCAAGGUGCUGUGCGAUGUGAUCCGCCUCGAGGGGGGCCUGGACCUGCUGCUCAACCUGCUCUACACCGCCGAGCUGGAGACCAAGUGCCAGGCAGGAAAACUGCUGGAGCAGAUCCUGGUGGCGGAAAACAGGGACCGGAUCGCUCGGAUCGGUCUGGGCGUAAUCCUGAACUUAGCCAAGGAGAGGGAUGUCCCCCAGCUGGCUCAGAGCAUCUCUGGGAUCCUGGAGCACAUGUUCAAACACUCAGAGGAGACCUGCUUCCAGCUCAUCUCCGACGGAGGCCUGGACACCAUCCUGUACUGGUGCCGCUGGACGGACCCCGCCGUGCUGCGCCACUGCGCCAUGGCCUUGGCCAACUGUGCCAUGUACGGGGGCCAGGCCAACCAGCGCCUGAUGAUCGAGAAGAAGGCAGCAGAGUGGCUUUUCCCGCUGGUGUUCUCCAAGGAUGACGAGCUGAUCCGGCUGCACGCCUGCCUGGCCAUCACGGUGCUGGCCACCAACAAGGAAAUCGAGAAGGAGGUGGAGCGCUCGGGGACGCUGGCUCUGGUGGAGCCCUUCAUCGCCUCGCUGGACCCCGAGCAGUUUGCCCGUGAGAUGCUGGGCAGCAGUGACAACAUCCAGGGGCGAACAGCUCAGGACCUGCAGCGCCUCGUGCCCCUGCUGGACAGCUCCCGGCUGGAGGCCCAGUGCAUCGCCGCCUUCUACCUCUGCACCGAGGCUGCCAUCAAAGCCAGGCAGAAGAAAACACAGAUUUUCAGUGAGAUCGGGGCUACGCAGAGCCUCAAGAGGAUUGUGUGCUACUCCACCAGCAGCACCACCUCCUCCCUGGCCAAAAAGGUGCUGCGCAUGAUAGGGGAGGAGGUUCCUCGGCGCAUCCUGCCCACGGUUCCCAACUGGAAGUCCUGCGAGGUGCAGACGUGGCUGCAGCAGAUCGGAUUCAACCAAUACUGCCAGAGAUUCCUGGAUCACCAGGUGGAUGGGGACAUUCUCCUGAGGCUGACAGAGCAGGAGCUGCAGAAGGAUUUGGGGAUGGACUCCAGCAUCACUCGGAAAAGGUUUUUCCGGGAGCUGACAGAGCUCAAGACCUUCGCCAACUACUCCACCUGUGACCGCAGCAACCUGGCUGACUGGCUGGGGGGCAUCGACCCCAAAUUCCGGCAGUACACCUACAACCUGCUCACCUGUGGCAUCGACCGCAACUUCCUGCACCGGGUGACAGAGCAGCAGCUGCAGGAGGACUGUCACAUCCACACCGGCUUCCACCGCGUCCGCAUCCUCACCGCGGCCAGGGAAACGCUUCACUCCCCCAUCAUGCUGCAAACCACGUCCAACGGGACCGACGUGUUCAUCAGCUACCGGAGGAGCACCGGCUCGCAGCUGGCCAGCCUGCUGAAGGUCCACCUGCAGCUCCAUGGCUUCAGUGUGUUCAUCGAUGUGGAGAAGCUGGAGGCAGGGAAGUUUGAAGACAAGCUGAUCCAGAGCGUCCUGAGUGCCCGGAAUUUUGUGCUGGUCCUCUCACCAAAUGCACUGGAUAAAUGCAUGGAGGACCCUGAGUGCAAGGACUGGGUACACAAGGAGAUUGUGACAGCCUUGAACUCUGGAAAGAACAUUGUACCUGUUACAGACCAUUUUGAGUGGCCAGACCCAGAAACACUUCCCAAGGACAUGAGGGCUGUGCUGAAAUUUAACGGCAUCAUGUGGUCCCAUGAGUACCAGGAGGCCACGAUUGACAAAAUCAUCCGCUUUCUCCAGGGCCGCUCCUCCCGGGACUCCUCGGCUGGGUCGGAGAAUGGGCUGGACUGUUUGCACUCCCUGGGGCAGAGCUAG